Messenger RNA from Spea bombifrons (plains spadefoot toad), 1064 nucleotides. RefSeq names its product hydrogen voltage gated channel 1 (gene HVCN1). The transcript is spliced from 6 exons. Lineage: Eukaryota; Metazoa; Chordata; Amphibia; Anura; Pelobatidae. Gene Ontology annotation, cellular component: plasma membrane. The coding region runs from base 179 to 886 and encodes 235 amino acids. Gene Ontology annotation, biological process: proton transmembrane transport. The record is from RefSeq and is a predicted model, not a curated record. Gene Ontology annotation, molecular function: voltage-gated proton channel activity.
UGAGGUAUUCCUCCGCUGGACUCAAACUUAAUAGUGAAGUUGCGAAGCGAACGGCGGAGAUCGUGUUGGUCCUCCGUUGGGAUAAGCGCAUCUGUUGGUCGUGUACCGGGAUACAGUGCGAGUCACCGCGGACAUCCACCUUCUGUCGCACAGUGUGAUGCGCUUGUAGGAAAUCAAGAUGUCUAAGUAUCUGAAACAUUUUACAUCUGUGGGAGAUGUCCAACAACAAAAACAAUGGAAUGAGGAAGAUUUAGAGAAACAAGAAGAGGAAACUUCCAAGACGCCCCACCCUUUUACUUCCUCCUAUAGCUUCAGGGAUGCAUUGAAAUGGCUCUUCGGCAGCCAUAAGUUUCAGAUUGCCAUUGUGUGCCUGGUUAUUCUUGAUGCUAUAUUUGUUCUUAUUGAGGUACUUUUGGAUCUGGAAUUGCUUAUGGAUAAAGUGAAUCACAUUAUACCAGAGGUGUUUCAUUAUUUGAGCAUUUCUGUUUUGACCUUUUUCCUUGUGGAAAUAGUUGGCAAACUAUAUGCUUUUCGUCUAGAAUUCUUUCAUCACAAGUUUGAGGUGUUCGAUGCAGCGAUCGUUGUGAUUUCGUUUAUUAUCGACAUAGUUUAUAUCUCUCGGGAAGAUAUAUUCAAUGCUGUUGGGCUGCUUAUAUUGCUUCGGCUUUGGAGAGUGGCUAGAAUUGUGAAUGGAGUGAUUGUAUCCGUGAAGAGCCGCGCUGAAGAGAAAAUCAACAAGUUAAAACAAAGUCAGGACACGCUACUUGCAAAGGUCUCCCAGCUGGAGCAGCAGUGUGCGCAACAGGAACAAGAAAUAUCCAGACUUCAGAAAUUAUUACAACAACAUAACGUAUUUCCUGAUUCGUCAGACACAAACCUUCCCUGAUUUACUCUUGUUUUCUGCUUAAUUCUACAUUUGUGUUUAAGGUGGGCAAGGGGAAGAUGGAUGGGGCAUACAUUUUUUUAUGAAUGUAGUGUGUAAAAGAAAAAAAGGAACCGCAUAAAUAUUAUUGAUCAUCUUUAUAUACAAAAAUAUACCUGUGAAUAAAUAAAUGAUUUAUACA